Camponotus floridanus (Florida carpenter ant) is the source of this 1445-nucleotide messenger RNA. Its product is annotated as interferon-inducible double-stranded RNA-dependent protein kinase activator A homolog. The transcript is spliced from 3 exons. The record is from RefSeq and is a predicted model, not a curated record. Lineage: Eukaryota; Metazoa; Arthropoda; Insecta; Hymenoptera; Formicidae. The coding region runs from base 367 to 1392 and encodes 341 amino acids.
CUACAUUUUUUGCAGUAAUGCGGCUUAUCGGGAAUCCUUUCGGUGCCCUAAUUAGUGCCUAGUGUGUUUAUAAGUAUAUACGGCUCUGUCUAUUCCGCCAGGUCUUACGAGUUCUUACGAGUUCUUAUGUCAGUUGACGACGCUAUUCUUUAGAGACUUUAUUUUUAUAUUCGCGCGAUAAAAUCUAACAAACAGAAGUCAUUUUGCGUCAACUGUUAUCGGUUAUGUAAGGUUAUGAUAUCGACUCGAGCCUUUCUGAGAGGCCAGAGUUAUUUCUCAUCUGAAUGAAGAUUUAAAAAUUGCAGAACUAUUACUUAAGAUAUAGUGGAAAUUGUUCAAAGAAAUCAGACUUCGCUUGAAUUAAUUAUGAGUAAAACACCAGUUUCCAUUCUCCAAGAGAUGAUGGUGAAACAGGGUAUGGUACCCGAUUACGAGUUGAUACACAACGGUGGAGGUCGUCAUGUGAAUACAUUUACAUAUCGAGUUAUAUGCGAUGGUCUCACUGCGAUUGGUUCAGGUCGUUGUAAAAAGGAAGCUAAACAUGAGGCUGCUAAAGCUAUGUUAACGGAGAUUAUUAAACAUAGAAACUACCCACAAUUGCCAGCUGCUAGUACACCAGCAGUAUCUCCUGCUAGAUCACCAUUCCAUUCUGCUCCUCUUCCACCAAAAAUACCAGCAAAUGUACCUUUUGUUAAUGCCAUAGGUGAAUUACAGGAUCUGUGCGCUGAAAAUAAUUUAAUGGAACCAGAAUAUGUUCUUACCAAAGAUACUGGACCACCACAUGCUAGAAUCUUCACUAUUCAGUGUAAAGUGUCAAAUUUUGUAGAAGAAGGAGUGCAAUCCACAAAGAAGCAAGCAAAACAUGAAGCUGCGAGAAAAAUGGUAGAAAGAAUAAAAGGCCUCGUAAGUCAGAUGAAUAGUACAGAGGAUAAAGAAGAAUCUUUGAACGCAUCCUUAGUAACUGAUGAAAUGGAAAUAAUGAAUAGAAACGCAAAAGAAUACUACCAAGCAUUAAACAAAUCGACAAGAAGGAUUAAUUUAGGUAUUAAAUUAGCUGAAUAUCACACUAAAUGGAGAGAUUCUUUGGAAGAGGAUAAACGCAAUAAAAUAUUAGAAGAAUUGCAUUGCAUAAAUUUCGAAACUUGCGAUGAUACAGAUGAAUUAAAUGAACUAAUAAAAGAAACGUUAUCUAGAUUAGAAACCAUACUGUUAGAGGUUAAUGUAACAGUUAAUACAAAAGAUAUACUUGCGGAUAAUAAUUAUUUUAUGAAAACAAUAGAGCUCAAUACUUGUCCCCUCCUCACACAGAUUGGUAUGGGAAAAACUAAGCAGGAGGCUUUGCGGAAUGCCUUAUUCCAGAUAAUAAAUUCUCUAAAGCUGCUUCUGUCAUAAAAUAUGUGAUUGAAAUAGUUAUAUAAUAAAUGCAAAAUCAAAUUUUACAAUAU